UGUGAAACUACUAUUCCAAGAUCUAGGGCCAUGAAUAUCUAGUUCUAAUGUUUUGUUAGUCGAUCUUUGAAAUUCAUUGCGUAUCAUAGAGACCCUGCUUUGAUUCAUAAAUCAUCGUCGUGUUCAUCGUCGGACUCGUAUUAAACUCUAUAUCACUCAUCGGUAGUCCUGCAGUAGCUCGAGAUAAUUCAGGGGAGCUUUCGGAAGCAGUAUGGAUCGUCACUCUCCUCAAAAACCACACUGGCUAGUUAAGAGCGAAAAUCAGAAAGAGGAAGAAGGUGAAGCGCAGGCUGUGAUAAUUGGUGGUAUGGUGUUAGACAUACACGCCAUUCCUUCUAUUCCUCCAAACCCUAGAACCACCGCUCCUGGCAAGGUGCGAUAUGCGGCGGGAGGUGUAGCAAGGAACAUUGCCGAAUGUGUAUCAAAGCUUGGAACAAAGCCUUUCAUGAUAAGCGCAUUAGGAUCGGACAUCGCAGGAAACAUGCUGUUAGAGUACUGGAAAUCUUCAGGAUUAUCAACAGAAGGUAUUCGAAUGGGAAAUGAGAUAGAGACUCCAGUUGUAUCCAUUGUCUUUGAUACUGAAGGAGAAUCCGCAGCUGCUGUUGCAAGUGUUGAAUCUCUCGAACAAUUUCUUACACCCAAAUGGAUUCAACAAUUCAAAACAAAUCUAGCAUCCGCUCCUAUUGUCAUGGUUGAUGCAAACUUAAGUCCACUAGCUCUUGAAGCAUCUUGUCAAUUGGCAGCAGAGGUGGGUACCCCAGUGUGGUUUGAGCCUGUAUCUGUUGCCAAGUCAAGAAGAAUUGUUUCAGUUGCCAAGUAUAUAACCUUCACUUCACCUAAUGAAGACGAAUUAAUUGCCAUGGCAAAUGCCCUAUCUCCCAAACACACCUUCUCCCCAAUUCAAAAAGAAGCCUCCACAAUAACCUCUCUCUUCCAACAACUAAAACCAGCAAUCUCAAUUUUGUUAGAAAAAGGCAUCAAAGUAGUCAUUCUAACCCUUGGAUCAAAAGGCGUAUUAUUAUGCUCCAAAAAACACUUCAAUUUCCUUGAUUCUAUUUGCCCAAAAAGAAUCAACAAUAACAAAAGGUUGCAAGAAGCUAUAAAUCUAGUCUGCCCGGUGGGCCGGUUUUCCGGCGGUGUGGUCCAUUUUCCGGCGGUGUCAUUGGCGGCGGUUGUGAGGUUGACCGGAGCUGGGGAUUGUUUGGUGGGUGGUGUGGUGGCGUCUGUUUGUGGUGGUUUGGAUUUAAUGCAAAGUGUUGCAGUUGGAAUUGCAACUGCUAAAGCUGCUGUUGAAGUGGAGAUGAAUGUGCCUCUUCAAUUUGAUUUCGACCAUAUUGCAGAGGAUGCAAGAUCGGUGUACUUGGGUGCAAAGGUUGUUUUUUCUCAGUCUAUGUUGUAAGACCAUAUAUAAUUUCCAACAUUGAAUGAAGAAAGGUUCUAGAAGCUUCUAAUGUUUUGGAAUAUACCAAGUUUUUAUGUAUUGUUAUCAAGAUAAUAAAAUAAUAGUAUCGUUGUCAAGGUCCAAAAAGAUAGAACAAAAUGAGACAAGAUAUAAAAAGACGUAAAUAACCUCAAAAAAAUUCAUAUAAAACUUUUUCAGUCUCGGUCAUUUCCAUAACCAAUAAUCCUAAAAUACCAUAUACACCUUCCAUUUCCAAAUGACACGUGUCACCGGAGAUAAAGCUAUGAACUUUCCCACCAACAUGAACCCAACUACAACCAGCCACCUUACCAAUUUCCUUCCCUCUCAUCUUCUUCCUCAACCUCCCCACCUCCUCCCACCGCC
Messenger RNA from Lactuca saligna, 1786 nucleotides. Lineage: Eukaryota; Viridiplantae; Streptophyta; Magnoliopsida; Asterales; Asteraceae. The record is from the annotation of a GenBank genome assembly.